Messenger RNA from Centruroides sculpturatus (bark scorpion), 2470 nucleotides. RefSeq lists its product as uncharacterized. The coding region runs from base 117 to 1112 and encodes 331 amino acids. The record is from RefSeq and is a predicted model, not a curated record. Lineage: Eukaryota; Metazoa; Arthropoda; Arachnida; Scorpiones; Buthidae. Gene Ontology annotation, biological process: DNA replication, removal of RNA primer. Gene Ontology annotation, molecular function: RNA-DNA hybrid ribonuclease activity; nucleic acid binding. The transcript has a single exon.
UUUUUUAUUACAUUAAACAAAAAUCUUAGAAAAAACUUACAGCUGAUUGUUUAGAUACUCAGCUGAAAAGAUUAUUUGUUGCUCGGACGAGUUGUGUCCCUACAUUUGACAUUAGAAUGGAGAAUGUAAGCAGCACGAUCGACUUAGACCCAAGCAACAUCUCACAUGUUGAGGUUAAUAGUAUUUCACCUUGGUCAUCUUCACCGAUCGAUGUUGAUUUAAGCUUAAAGCAGUUCCCUAAAGAAACCACGCCAGACUACGUCUAUAGACAGCACUUCGCAGAAAUUCAGCAUCGUAACAGGAAUUUAAUUCCUAUAUACACCGAUGGAUCUAAAUCGGAUAACUAUGUUGGCUUAGCCUUUGUUUGCCAGGAUGAAAUUGUGGCAGAACAAAUAGCACCGAAUUCUUCCAUCUUUUCUGCGGAGUUGCAGGCUAUUUAUUUAGCCUUAAAGUAUAUAAAUCGGAAAGGUCAUCGUUGCUGCGUGAUUUACACUGACUCAGUUAGUGCACUUCAGGCUUUGAUCUCGUAUGAACGUAGUUCUCACUCCAUAGUUAUUAAAAUUCGAAAACUAAUUUGUCAUCUCACUACGAGAAAUUUUUUUGUGAAGUUCUGUUGGGUCCCAGGCCACGUGGGUAUAAGAGGUAAUGAAGAAGCUGAUACAGCUGCUAAGUCAGCAAGUCCUUCACAGCAUACAAUGCGUAUUGAAGGAGGUGAUUUGAAGCUAGUCGUUAAAAAACGACUAGCAGAGAGAUGGCAAAACGUGUGGAAUGCACAAAUCCACAAUAAACUUCACGAGAUCAAACCUUUGGUAGAAAAUUGGACACAUAAUAGGCAAUAUGAUAGGAGAUCUGAGGUUAUCCUUACUCGUUUGAGAAUUGGACACACUCGACUGACUCAUCAAUACCUUUUGAAGGGAGAUGAAGAACUAGUAUGUCAGCACUGCAACUGUGCUGUAAGUGUUAAACACAUAUUUUGCAACUGUGUUGCUUUUGAUCAGAGUCAUAGACAGCAUUUCGGAAAUGCAAGCUUUAGAGACAUUUUGGGCCAGAGGCCAAAUCUGGAUAAUAUACUGGACUUUCUGAAAGUCAUUAAUAUGUAUAGAGAAAUAUGAUUAUUUAUUUAUUGUAUAGUUUUAUUUACUUCAUGGUGCAUAUUUAAAUUAUUGUAUAUAUUUUUUGUUGUUGUGUAUUUAUUUAUUUAUUACAUUUUAGAUUAUAUAUAUAUAUAUUACCAUUGGCUUUUUAAUGGUCAAACUGUUCUGUAUAUAUGUGUUUUUCUAUUUACUGUAUUUUAUACCUUCAAGCAUACCAUGUGUCGUGGCGCAGUAUAGCCUGCAUGGCUUUUGUGCCAAUAAAAAUUAACUAACUAACUAACUAACCAUACUUGCCCGACUCGCCAAGGGACUUAAACCUCCCCUCUGACAUUCUCCAGAUUCAAUCUCACUCAAUAAUAAUUCUGGGCUUUCCUUCUGAUUAUUUAAAGGCUGGAACCAACUUUUUGAUGGAGGCGUACUUUUACAAUGACGACCAGUUGAGGGAACGGGACUUUUUCUCUGACAGUCCAUCACCUCCUGCCUACUUGUCGAUGAAUCUCUAUCUCUUAUUUGCUUUUCCAGAGGUCUUAAAGGACUCCUCAAGGGGACAUUUUCCCUCUGACGGUCGAAUGACUGAGCCCGACUCGCUGACGGGAAAUUCUUUCCCGUCCGACGGUCCAUGUCAACCUCCUAUACUUAUAAAAAUAAAAGUCCAACAGAACCAUACACUCCAAGAUAAAACUAAGUCUUCCUUCUUAUAAGUUUUUAAAUUUAAUUUAAAACUUCACUAAUUUUAUAUCAAUCUGUAUAGAGAUCGAAAGCUUCGGAACACGCCCCCUUAAGGAGCUGUUGAGGUGUUUAUCUUCUUAUUUUACUAUUAAUUGCUUUUUUCGUUUAAAAUUUAUUAUAUCACUACUUUAUUUCUUUUUUUAUUGUUAUAUUUAGUCUUAUUUUAUAGUCACUACUCACAUUUCUUGCACCAGAAGUUCAAAUCUUUCAUUAGGCUUAGCAUCUCGGCAUAAUAUCACCAAAGUUCAAAAAAAUCCAAAAAUAAUCAUUAUUAAACGACAAAUUAUGUUUUGCUAGGUUAUUAGUACUCCAAAAGUCAAUAGAGAACACACUUCACACACCAAAUAGACCUGUAACAGGAAAACUUAAGCUGCUCCCAUUUUUCUGCCAACAACGCCAGGAUAAGAACAGAUACUUUUAAUUAAAGUUUAAUAAAACACUGGUUGAUUACAUUUCAGCACGCAGGCUGUGAGAAAACACUUCAAGAAUUUCGAAUACAGGCUUUAUAUUUUGACAAUUGCUGGCUAUAAUCACCAUAAUAAAAUAACAAAAGUAUUUACAAGUAUGUACAAAGGUUGGUGAUUAUGGCCGGGAUGAACAGUUACACAUAUAUACUGACACAUAGUUACAUUUAUUAGCAAAAACAA